Molecule: messenger RNA, 1731 nt
Organism: Lithohypha guttulata
Lineage: Eukaryota; Fungi; Ascomycota; Eurotiomycetes; Chaetothyriales; Trichomeriaceae
Exons: 1
Coding region: 1-1731 (576 amino acids)
Biological process (GO): polyamine biosynthetic process
Source: RefSeq, a predicted model, not a curated record
AUGGCCAGGAGACCACGAAAGAACGCUCAAGUAGCGACAACGCUGAGCUCUGCACCACAAGCCCCAAGUCCAGACGUGACAGUCGCCAAUACCACCAGCCAACAGCCAACUUCGAGAAGGAUGUUUUCCGUCAUCCUGGAUGCCUCUGUACGGCGAGCAUUCUAUCUCGUGCUGCUGGCAGCACUUUAUGCUCCUCUUUCACAGCUCAUCCUUGCACCAGUAUAUGGCUCUAUUCCAUCUACAGUCUACCACAAAUACGGCCUUGUGGUGGCCGGCAUGCUAUCCUUUGCCAUCAAAGGCUAUGUACCCAUUUGGCUAGACAAGUACUUCGCUGCCUUUGUCUUUUGGAUCCCAGUAGUCCAUUUUGCUCUCUUUCAGUUCAGCUCAACCCUGGGAAAUCCCACCGGACCUUUAGUCAUCGAAUGUGUCACUCUGUAUCCCUUGGUUACCACAUCGAUAUACCUUGCAACCAAACAGCUCCAAAGUCUCGAUUUGAGUUUUCUAGACGAUAGUAUAGCAGAAGCAGCACCACCUAUGCUCAACUACUUUCUGUUUACAAUUUUGGAGCGAACAUUUCGUACAAUAUUGCCAACGUGGAUGGGUACGAACAAACUUUUCACUCGAGUAGGACUUCAGAUGCUGAUAGCUACCACCUACACUACAAUUGUCCCACAGAGUGUCUUCUGGCCAGCAUUUCCCGCUUUGAUCUUCAACGCCCUGGCUAAUGUCCAUGCACCUUUGCAAAAGACGACAGAACUGCUCAAUAACACAUUGCAUCUAUCAGAUUACGCUUUGAUCGACAGGCAUGAAUCCCUCACCGGCUAUAUCUCCGUCUUGCAAAACAACAAGGACAACUUCCGUGUUAUGCGAUGUGAUCAUAGUCUGCUUGGUGGUGAAUGGAUCCUUCCUCCAAACACCAAACGGCGGGUGGCCGAGCCUGUAUAUGCCGUCUUCACCAUGCUCGAAGCUGUCCGACUGGUCGAUCGAAAGAAGCCAACAGAGCAGGAAAGAGCUUUGAACAUUGGUCUUGGAGUAGGUACAGCACCUUCAGCCCUACUGGCUCAUGGUGUGAGCACUACCAUCAUCGAGCUCGAUCCGACUGUCCAUCGCUUUGCUGUGAACUACUUUGGCUUACCUCAAAAUCAUACAGCAUAUAUUGGCGAUGCUAUCAAUGUGGUCGAAACUAGGAAAGCAGAACAACAAGCAUACUACGACUACAUCAUUCACGAUGUCUUCACUGGCGGAGCAGAACCUGUCGAUCUUUUCACCUUCGAGUUCUUGUCCAGUCUCAGUGAGAUGUUAAAGCCCGACGGAGUCAUCGCCAUCAACUACGCAGGAGAUCUACGCAUGCCUUCCACUUCAUUGAUCUACCGUACCAUCAACAAGGUCUUUCCCACUUGCCGCGUCUUCCGCGAAGACGAGCAGAUCAGUGAAGGUGAUACGGUAGUGGACAAUCAAGAUGACUUUACGAACAUGGUCUUCUUCUGUAGAAAGAAUACCAUACCUGUCGAAUUUAGGAAACCUGUUGAGGCAGACUUUCUUGGUAGCAAAUCGAGGAAGGCGUACAUGGUUCCGAAGCACGAAGUACCUGCUGCAAGAUUCGUGAGAGCGGGAGACCUGUUGACUCGUGCUAACACAAAAGUACUUGAGAAACUGCAUGUGGCAAGCGCAAUCGGCCAUUGGCAACUGAUGAGGAAAGUAAUGCCCGCAACGAUUUGGGAGAAUUGGUAG